AUGGAGGAGCGAGGAGGGAGGGGCAAGAGGGAGAGCAGAAUGAAAGUUGGGGAAAGAAGAGACCGUAGGAGGGAGAAGGAGGCAGGAGGAGAAAGAAGAAAUUUGGGGAAAUGGAGCUGGAGAAUAUUCAUUUACACUGUUCAUGGUGACCUUCUCAACAAGUACCUCUACUUGUCUGGGAGAGUAGAUUUGAAGCAAAUUGAGAAGACAAUUCAAUAUUUGAUUGGAUCAGGAAUGGAUCCCCGUAUAGAAAAUAGCCCGUACCUUUGGUUCAUCUACACAUCAUUCCAAGAAAGAGCCACCUUUAUCUCCCAUGGGAACACCGCCAGGCUCGCGAAGGAACAUGGGGACCUGAAAUUGGCUCAGAUAUGUGGAACUAUUGCAUCAGAUAAGAAGCACCAUGAAACUGCCUACACCAAAAUAGUGGAAAAGCUCUUUGAAAUAGAUCCCGAUGGUACCGUGUUGGCUUUUGCUGACAUGAUGAGAAAGAAAAUCUCUAUGCCAGCCCAUUUGAUGUAUGAAAGACAUGACGACAACCUCUUUGAGCACUUUUCAGUUGUUGCUCAACAGCUUGGGGUCUAUACUGCCACAGAUUAUGCAGAUAUAUUGGAAUUUUUUGUGGGAAGAUGGAAUAUGGAGAAGCUAACUGGACUUUCAGGUGAGGGGCGGAAAGCCCAGGAUUUCCUUUGUGGGUUAGCUCCUAGAAUCAGGAGGCUAGAGGAGAGAGCUCAAGGGAAGGCAAAGCAAGUUACUACCGUUCCUUUCAGUUGGAUUUUUGAUAAGGAAGUGAAGCUGUAGGUGCAAG
This is a messenger RNA of Malania oleifera, 805 nucleotides long. RefSeq names its product stearoyl-[acyl-carrier-protein] 9-desaturase, chloroplastic-like. Bases 1 to 798 code for a protein of 265 amino acids. Gene Ontology annotation, cellular component: chloroplast stroma. The record is from RefSeq and is a predicted model, not a curated record. Gene Ontology annotation, biological process: fatty acid metabolic process. Gene Ontology annotation, molecular function: stearoyl-[ACP] desaturase activity. NCBI's taxonomy places the organism in Eukaryota, Viridiplantae, Streptophyta, Magnoliopsida, Santalales, Ximeniaceae. The transcript is spliced from 3 exons.